GCCGAUCAAAAAGAGCGACAGGUAUCAUGUUUGACAUAUGGCAUUAUUUACUGUGUAACAUUUUAAAUAAGAAAAAACAUGAAUUGGAUAAUGUUCCUACGAAUAUAAUAGUGCAAUAAAUAUAAGAUAAGACAAAAACAUAUUUCAAAAUGAAGUUAGUAUCGAAGAAUAUAGAUAAAGAUGGGAAAGGGAGCGUGGCUCUUGUUCCUGAAAAUACAGAGGAUAUGUGGCAUGCCUAUAACAUAAUUAGUGAAGGAGACUUAGUUAGCUGUUCUACUUUUAGGAAAGUGCAAAUGGAAUCAGCAACUGGCAGUUCUAACAGUUAUAGAGUUAGAACCACUCUUACAAUAAGUGUAGAAAAUAUCGACUUUGAUACACAAGCAUGUGUUCUAAGACUUAAAGGCAGAAAUGUGGAAGAAAAUAAAUAUGUUAAGAUGGGAGCAUAUCAUACACUGGAUGUUGAACAAAAUCGGAAGUUUACUAUCACUAAAGUCAAGUGGGAUUCUAUUUCUUUGGAUAGAGUUGAUACUGCGUGCGAUCCUGCUCAGAAUGCUGAUGUAGCUGCUGCAAUUAUGCAAGAAGGUAUAGCACAUAUUUGUCUGAUAACAUCUAACAUGACAAUAGUUCGUGCAAAAAUUGAUCAAGUUAUACCAAGAAAAAGGAAAGGAAAUGUUUCGCAACAUGAAAAGGGCUUGGCACGAUUUUAUGAGAGUAUUAUGCAAGGCAUAUUAAGACACAUCAAUUUUGAUCUAGUGAAAUGUGUUAUCCUUGCCAGCCCUGGUUUUGUGAAAGAUCAGUUUAUGGACUACAUGAUACAACAAGCUAUUAAAUCUGAUAAUAAAAUUAUCUUAGAGAAUAAAAGUAAAUUUUUGCUAGUUCACGCCAGUUCAGGUUUUAAACAUUCAUUAAAAGAAGUUUUGGCUGAUCCUGCUGUAAUCUCCCGAAUUUCUGAUACCAAAGCAGCAGGAGAAGUAAGGGCUCUAGAAUCAUUUUAUACCACUCUACAAAUGGAUCCUGCCAGAGCAUUUUAUGGCAAGAAACAUAUUGAGAAAGCUAAUACCGCUCAAGCGGUAGAAACUCUACUUAUAUCAGAUAAAUUGUUCAGAUGUCAAAAUAUUGCAUUAAGAAAAGAGUAUGUGGAGCUAGUUGAAAAUGUGAAAGAUUCUGGUGGUGAUGUAAAAAUAUUUUCAAGUCUGCAUGUCUCGGGUGAACAAUUAGAUCAAUUAACUGGAAUAGCAGCUUUAUUACGUUUUCCCAUGCCGGAAUUGGAAGACGAAAGUGAUGAGGGUAGCGAUUCAGAAAAUGAUUAAAAAUAUAAUUAAUAUACUAUAAUAAUUUUUUGUAUAUAUAUGUGCUAUGAGCAAUC
Messenger RNA from Camponotus floridanus (Florida carpenter ant), 1366 nucleotides. RefSeq names its product protein pelota (gene pelo). Gene Ontology annotation, cellular component: cytoplasm. NCBI's taxonomy places the organism in Eukaryota, Metazoa, Arthropoda, Insecta, Hymenoptera, Formicidae. The record is from RefSeq and is a predicted model, not a curated record. Gene Ontology annotation, biological process: RNA surveillance; nuclear-transcribed mRNA catabolic process, no-go decay; ribosome disassembly. The transcript is spliced from 10 exons. Bases 150 to 1310 code for a protein of 386 amino acids.